Molecule: messenger RNA, 1773 nt
Organism: Phytophthora sojae
Lineage: Eukaryota; Oomycota; Peronosporomycetes; Peronosporales; Peronosporaceae
Exons: 2
Coding region: 1-1773 (590 amino acids)
Biological process (GO): protein homooligomerization
Source: RefSeq, a predicted model, not a curated record
AUGGGAAGAGACGGCGACGAGAACGAGGACGCCAAUGUGCGCGCCGUCGAGGAGGAGCUGCUGGACGAAAUGUUCACGGAGCGCAGCGCCGCGAGUGACAAGGACGACGACCUGACGAUCUCCUUGGGCUGCAGCGACGACCCGGUCGAGACCCAGCGGUCCGAGGUCUCCAAAGACUCAAUCGCCACCAGCAGCACCGACCGCUCGAGUCUGAGCUUGAGCAAUGCAGUGGAGCGGCUGCCCGUGCUCUUGAGAGCCUCCAGUCAAGGCGCAUACUUCGACGAGCGCCAGCGCAGUGUGGACCCGGAUCAUACGGUGGGGCGCACGCGCGUGCCGUGGCACUCGAAGAGCGUCUCGGACUUGAGAGACCCAGCCACGAAGCCCACGCGCGUCGUCGCGUUCGAUGUGGGGGGCAAGCUCUUCCGCUGCAAGGAGAGCUUGAUCGCCAAGUACCCGCUCAAGCGACUCAACCAGAUCAUCACGUGCGGCUGCGGCAAAGUCAGCUGCCUGGACGACGCGUUCUUCAUCGACCGCAACCCGCAGCACUUCGAGAUGAUCCUCGACUGGUACAGGACGGGCAAGCUCGUGCGCCAACGCAACGUGAACGAGGAAGCCUUCAAAGACGACGCCAUCUACUUUGAUUUAUACGAAGAAUUGUUCCCCACUACUCCGGCUGGGGAACCGCCUCAGUCGUGGCCGACUGUCAAGGCCCCACCGGGACUGCCCACGCGGAGGCGGUCGGUCAACGAUGUCGACUUGGGUCGUGGUAACACGAAGCGGGUCAGCAUGUUCGCUAACAUGGCGUCCCCACCCGCACAUCAACAGAAGCAGGAAGCAGCAAAGCCAUCGACCAAUGCAGAUAACGAGUCAUCCUCAGAAGACGUAGCGCUUCCUACCGCUACUACAGACGACGGUCCGUUGCGCUUCUAUCGACGCGAGAGACGCGUAUUGACGCCGACCAGCAUCCCGGUAGUGUUCAAGAUCCGCAAGUUCGAGCAGCUACUGGUGGCGAGCGUGAAAGGCCGAGGCAAGCUCAUGGUGCGCGUGUGCGACGCCACAGGGAUGCAGGCCGUGGAUGUUCCCGAGGCCGUAUUAUUUGACAGUCACUCGCGGUUUUACUUGAAAGGCGAGCGCGCGCAACUACAGUACAACGCGUUGUUGCCUGGAGAGCAUGUCUACACCUUCUGGAUUGAGGAGAACACGAACGGUGCGAGUGUCCAGACGUCUUCACCCCCAGCAUUGGACAUCGAGUUCAAACUUCUGUUCACGUUCGAUCCCGGUGAUCGAAUCACUCCAGCGAUGGAGUCGGAAUUGUCGCGCGCAGUGUCUACAGCGGGAAGCAGCGAUGCCAUUCACGCGCUCACCCCCGAGAGAACUCCACAGAUCAAUGGCAAGACCGAGUCGUUCUCUCCGUGUUUGUUCUUGCCGCCGUCACAGGUACAACGCGCUCCAGAGCUCACGUCGCUUCGGGACGCAGGAACGAACAGGUCCAACCAGGUCAAACCACCCAAGGAAUUGUCGCCGUUGAAGAAGAACGGACUCAAGCGUGGCAGCCAGCAGCAUCAGCAGCACUUAUUGUCGUCUCCGAUUCGCCACGCAGGGGCUUCGAUCGUGCGGAGCGUCCAGCAGCCACAGCCACGACCGGCAGAGGGGAAAGUUACCGUUUACCGACCGGAGAAGCUGGAGCUGGACCCGGCCAGCGACUCGCCUACGAUCAUCAACCAGGCAGUGGAGUCAGCGUAUCACGAUAUGCAGCCGCGUCUAUUUCGAUGA